Acipenser ruthenus (sterlet) is the source of this 1288-nucleotide messenger RNA. Its product is annotated as programmed cell death protein 6-like. Bases 108 to 665 code for a protein of 185 amino acids. The transcript is spliced from 6 exons. Gene Ontology annotation, molecular function: calcium ion binding. The record is from RefSeq and is a predicted model, not a curated record. Lineage: Eukaryota; Metazoa; Chordata; Actinopteri; Acipenseriformes; Acipenseridae.
AAUCUCUGAAAUCCGGAGCAGGAAGUAAUUUCAGUGUGUUAGAUUUAAAAGCAGUGGAAAAAAGUAGAUAUCAGUUUGGUUUGGUUUGAAUUGAAAUUUCAACUAAAAUGGCAUAUCAAUACCGACCGCAGCAACAGAACACUCCGGUCGAUCAAAGCUUUCUGUGGAAUAUAUUUCAAAGAGUGGAUAAAGACAGAAGUGGAUCGAUAUCAGAUUCAGAACUUCAGCAGGCCUUGUCCAAUGGAACGUGGACCCCCUUCAAUCCAGUGACAGUCAGAUCAAUCAUUUCCAUGUUUGACAGGGACAACAAAGGUGGAGUGAAUUUUAAUGAAUUUGCCGGUGUAUGGAAAUAUAUCACUGACUGGCAAAACAUCUUCCGAACAUACGACCGAGACAACUCUGGGCUGAUCGACAAAAAUGAACUCAAGCAAGCACUGACUGGGUUUGGUGAGCAAAGUUAUCGUCUUACCGAUCAGUUCUAUGAUGUUCUCAUUCAGAAGUUUGACAGACAGAGAAAGGGGCAGGUGGCUUUUGAUGACUUUGUUCAGUGUUGUAUUGUACUGCAGAGGUUCACAGAUGUAUUCAGAAGAUAUGAUACAGAUCAAGAUGGCUGGAUUCAAGUAUCAUAUGAACAAUAUUUAUCCAUGGUCUUCAAUGUUCUAUAGAACAAACAAUAAAUACUGGGACCAAUGAUUGAGUGGGAUGCCAAAUCUGAAAUGUUCACCAUGUUUAUAGCACCUAUCUAAGGAAUGAAGUAUAUGGAAGAUAUAUAUAUAUAUAUAUGUAUAUAUAUAUAUUUUUUUUUAAUUAAGUAACAAGUACAUUUUUAAAAGACGAAUGUCAGCACUUGAUGGCAUGUACAUUUGCAUUAGAAUUUGCAUGCAAAUGUGUUUGCAGCAUCCAACAUUAGACUACAAUAUUAAGACUUAUCUCUUCUGGCAAAGGUUUACAGAUAAAUACUGUGAAAGUAGAUUUUAGGUAAAAUCCCUGCUUUUAUAGUUAGUUGUCACAGUUUAACCUAUUUAUAUAUUCUAUGAAACUAACAAUUUUUAUACCAUGAACGCUUUUAACACUAGAACCGCCAUGUGGGUCAAUAUGGCCCAUUUUGGAUUUAAAAUGUUAUUACUCUUCCAUUGUAAAUCGUAUAUGUGUGUCAGUUUUUAACUUUUCCUAAAUAUAUGAAUGAAAUAUCCAGACAGCGUUUGAUAGCCAGAAUUGCAAAAUUAUUAAGUAAUAAACAGUUCUACCUAGAACCACCAUGUGGGUCAAUGUGACCCAUGCAUUAUAA